UCAUCACUACAUUCCUGUGUCUUUAUCUCACAUAAUAAUCCAGUUCUUCAUUCAUUCAUUCAUUCAUUCAUUCUCUUACUCUUUUGCUCUCUGGUUUGUAGACUCCAAAUGGAGACUGCAAACUCGUGCUUGAUUUUCUUCAUUAUUAUUGCUGUAAUGAUAUCUGUUUCUUCAGCUUCUCUCAAGGUGAGUUUCUAUAAAGCAAGUUGCCCAUCUGCGGAAGCCAUUGUGAGAAAAGCUGUGAAUAAAGCUGUGUCGAGGAAUCCUGGCAUAGCUGCAGGGCUCAUCAGGAUGCAUUUCCACGAUUGUUUUGUCAGGGGUUGCGAUGCUUCCGUGCUGUUGGAUUCAACGCCGGGGAAUCCAUCAGAGAAAGAACAUCCAGCCAACAAUCCAAGCUUGAGGGGCUUCGAAGUGAUCGACAAGGCUAAGGCUGAAAUCGAAGCGAAAUGCCCACAGACCGUUUCGUGCGCAGACAUCCUGGCGUUUGCCGCUCGUGACAGUGCCUUCAAAGUUGGCGGCAUCAACUACGCUGUGCCGGCUGGCCGCCGUGACGGCAGAGUUUCGCUCCGAGACGAGCCUUCCGGGAACUUACCGCCGCCUUCCUUGAACGCCCAGCAGCUUAAGGACAAUUUCGCUCGGAAAGGGCUUAGCCUCGAAGAAAUGGUGACCCUCUCCGGCGCACAUUCCAUUGGGGUUUCUCACUGUUCUUCUUUCUCCGACCGUCUGUACUCUUUCAACGCUACCCACCGGCAAGAUCCUUCACUAGACCCCAAAUUUGCCGGGGAAUUAAGGAAAAAGUGCCCGCCACCAUCAAAUUCCGGAUCCGGCAGCGAUCCGACCGUGCCGUUGGAUGUUCUUACACCAAACAGGCUAGAUAACAAGUACUACUCAGAUUUGAAGAACCACCGCGGUGUCCUAACCUCUGAUCAGACGCUUCUGAGCAGUCCCUCGACUGCGAGGAUGGUGAGGAACAAUGCGAGGCAUUCUACAGCCUGGGCUAACAAGUUUGCUUCUGCAAUGGUGAAAAUGGGUUCCAUUGAAGCCCUCACAGGAUCACAAGGUGAGAUCAGGAAGAAUUGCAGAGUUGUGAAUUAGAACUGCCUGUGUCAUGUUUGUUGAAAUGUCUCACUGGAAUUUGUUCUUUAUUUUUUCUUUCUUCUUCUUCUUUCCAUCUCGUUUAGUGUUUAUAAUCGGAUUGUUUCAUUAUUCAAGUGUAAAUUUUCCUAUCAUCUUGUGUGGAAUUUCUUUAUCCCCUGUUUGUAACUUGAAUUUGGUUAGAUGGUAUUUGAUAUUUAAAUGUAAUGUAUUUAAAUUUUAUCUAAAUACAUAUAUUUAAAAUUA
Molecule: messenger RNA, 1341 nt
Organism: Rubroshorea leprosula
Lineage: Eukaryota; Viridiplantae; Streptophyta; Magnoliopsida; Malvales; Dipterocarpaceae
Source: the annotation of a GenBank genome assembly